AUGGUUCACUACGCGUACAUCAAGAACAUCAACGAUGACUGGUCCUGGCGAUACGUGAUUGUCUUCGCCAGCCGCACAGUUGCCGAUGAGUGGUGGCGUGCCGUGUCCACUUCCACCAACACGAAGUACUCGGACAGUGUCAGGCGUGUCACCUCCCAAUUUUUCACCCACGACAUUAACCAAGCGAACGCCGCCUACUCCAUCAAUGACGCCCAGGUUGCGUCUAGGUUCCUUGGAAAAGUGUUUUUCACGUUACUGCCAGAAAGAGAUGACGGUCGCGUGUUGAGCGUCAUUCCGUCGUCAGAUUUUGCGGAUCACGUUAGCGGGAACACUUUCUUCAUCCGCUCCAAAGUCUCUCCUAACGAGUACUGGUACUGUCCUGGAUCGUCCACUGGCAACGUCACGCCUAACUCCAAAAUCUAUGUGUCGCGUACCGAACGCACCCGCUUCCGCGUCCGCCUGAUGAGCGAGCGCAAGGAUGCUACAGGAACCAUCAUGAUCGGCUCUGACGAGAUCGCUAUCACCUUGACUUCCGCCAAGCUGUCCGUCAGAGUCUCCCGUAGCUGUCAUUUGAUCAUUUCGAAAAGCCCUGAGCCGGGGUUGAAAUUAAGUGACCUUGUGAACGGAUUCGGGGUGGUGACUCCCUUGCUGGAGAGUGAUCCUGAGAGCGAGGACUUGAAGGAGCUCUUCAAAACAGAUGAUGGGGAAGAGUGGGAACUCGUUUGA
This is a messenger RNA of Suillus paluster, 726 nucleotides long. RefSeq lists its product as uncharacterized. NCBI's taxonomy places the organism in Eukaryota, Fungi, Basidiomycota, Agaricomycetes, Boletales, Suillaceae. The transcript has 3 exons. The coding region runs from base 1 to 726 and encodes 241 amino acids. The record is from RefSeq and is a predicted model, not a curated record.